Ochotona princeps (American pika) is the source of this 6812-nucleotide messenger RNA. It is a transcript of the gene MUC16, whose product is annotated as mucin 16, cell surface associated. The transcript is spliced from 66 exons. Bases 123 to 6728 code for a protein of 2201 amino acids. Lineage: Eukaryota; Metazoa; Chordata; Mammalia; Lagomorpha; Ochotonidae. The record is from RefSeq and is a predicted model, not a curated record.
CAUCCUCACCAUCUUCUCAUCCUCAGACAGAGACCAGCACGACAACCCCAGCUUCAGCCUUUCCCACAGGCUUAUGGGACACCAGUUCUUCAGCAUAUGCCGGCACAGGGGCUCCCAUCUUAAUGUCUUUUGCUAUCAACUUCACCAUCACUAACUUGCCCUACAUGGUGGACAUGGGGCGCCCGUGUUCUGGGAUGUUCAAUGCCACGGAGAGGACUCUGCAGGACCUGCUCCAGACCUUGUUCCAGAAUAGCAGUGUUGGUUUCCUUUACACCGGCUGCAGGCUGACCGGGCUCAGGCCGAAAAAGGCCAGAACAAGCACCCGAGCUGAUAUGGUCUGCACCUUCCACCCGGACCCCAUGCUGAACAGAGUGCGGCUGUACAGGGAGCUGAACCAGCUGACCCACUGGACCACUUCACUGGGCCCCUAUACCCUGGACAGGAACAGUCUCUACGUCAAUGGUUGUAACUAUCAGUCCAAGCCUCCCACCACAAUCUGUCCCGCGACCACAUCCCCUCCUGGGACCCCAACAUCUGUGACCUCCACCCCCAAGGCUCCAGCUGCAGGCCCAGAGUUGAUACCAUUUACCCUCAAUUUCACCAUCACCAACCUGCAUUACACCUCAGAUAUGGGGUACCCAGGCUCCUGGAAUUUCACUUCCACUGAGAAGGCCCUGUAUCGCCUGCUGCGAUCCUUGUUCAAGAACACCAGUCUUGGAUCCAGCUACUCUGACUGCAGACUGACCUGGUUCAGGCCAGAGAAGAACGGGACAGCCACUGGAGUGGACACUGUCUGCACAUAUUAUGCUCACCCCAUGCACCCCAGUCUGCAGAGAGAGCAGCUGUACCAGGAGCUGAGCCAGUUGACUGAUGGUGUUACCCGACUGGGCCCCUUCACCCUGGACAGCAGCAGCCUCUACAUCAACGGCUACAACCCCGGAUCCUGGACUCCUCCCACCAGCACGGCAGUGCCUGUACUGGUAACUUUCACCCUGAACUUCACCAUCACCAACCUACCAUAUGAGCAGGACAUGCAGCUCCAGGGCUCCUGGAAGUUUAACAGCACAGAGAAGAUCCUGCAGGGUCUGCUCACACCUUUGUUCAAGAAGAGCAGCCUGGGACACCUCUACUCAGGCUGCAGUCUGGUGUCACUCAGGUCCGAGAGGGACGGGGCGGCCACCGGAGUGGACACCAUCUGCAGACAUCGCCCUGACCCUAAAGGCGUGGGACUACACAGGGAAGAGAUGUACUGGGAACUGAGCCGACUGACUCAUGGUGUCACUUCUCUCGGUCGCUACAGCCUGGACAGGGACAGCCUCUGUGUGGAUGGUUUCACGGGCAGGAACUCUGCCACCACAGCCAGCAGUGAGUACCCACGUGGUGGCCCGAGUGUCUUGACCCCGUCAUUGAUGAGGGGCUUCUCCGUAGCUCCUGAGACCACCACGGGGGACCUGGGAAUCUCUGGGCCUCAAUCCUCUUCCCCUGUCCUUGUGGGCACUGCCCCGAUCCUUGAGGUACCCUUCACCCUCAAUUUCACCAUUGUGAACCUGCGCUACGAGGCUGAAUUGAGUCGCCCUGGCUCCAGGAGCUUUAAGAAGACAGAGAAGAUCUUGCAGAAACUGUUUGGAUAUUUGUUCAGAAACACCAGCAUUGGUGCCCGGUACUCUGCCUGCACACUUACCUCGCUCAGGUCGGAGAAGGAUGGGGCAGCGACAGGUGUACACUCCAUCUGCACCUACCGCACCAACCUCACAGGUCAUGGGUUGGACAGAGAAAGGCUGUACUGGGAGCUGAGCCGGCUGACCCAUGGCAUCACCAAGCUGGGCCCCUAUGCCUUGGACCAGAGUAGUCUUUACGUCAAUGGUUACACCCACCAGAUCCUGGCCACUACCCCCAAGACUUCUAUGGUGGCCACCCUGUCUUCAGGGACGCUGACCUCCUCACCAUCAGCAGCUGCCAGCCCUGCCCUGGUCCCCUUCACCCUCAACUUCACCAUCACCAACAUGCCCUACAUCGAGGACAUGCAGCCCGGCUCUGCCAAGUUCAACUCCACACAGUCAAUCCUACAACGCCUGCUCAAGGACCUGUUCACUACCAGCAGCCUGGGCCCACUUUACACUGGGUGCAGACUGACCACCCUGAGACCUGAGAGAGGUGGAACAGCCACUGGGGUGGACGCCAUCUGUAGCCACCGUCCCCAUCCUGCGGGCCGUGGGCUGGACAGGGAGAAGCUGUAUUGGGAGUUGAGCCAGUUGACUCAUGAGGUCUCCCGGCUUGGCCCCUACAUCCUGGACAGAGACCACCUCUACGUCAACGGUUACACCAGGCCACUCUUGACUGCUGUCCCCAGUGCCGCAGUGGCCCACCCGUCGGGAGUAUCAACUACUACCACCUCCUCCUCUGGCCCCACAGAUUUUCCGAUUGGAGCCGGCCCAACCCUGGCACCCUUCACCCUUAAUUUCACCAUCAGCAACCUGAAUUACGUGGAGGGAAUGCAACGCCCAGGCUCUGGGGAAUUCAAUAGAACAGAGAAAAUUCUCCAACGCCUGCUAUGGUCCUUGUUCAAGAGUAGCACGCUCGGCUCCCUCUACACUGGCUGCAAACUGACCUUGCUCAGGCCCAGAAGGGAUGGGACAGCCACUGAAGUGGGCGCUGUCUGUACCUACCGCCCUGACCGCAUGGGCCCCAAACUGGACAGAGAACAGCUGUACUGGGAGUUGAGCCAACUGACCCAGGGCGUCACUCGGCUGGGCAACUACACCCUGGACCAGGACAGCCUCUACGUCAACGGUUACACCCACAAGACUGCAGCAUCCAUACCCACAGCCACAACACCAUCCCUGGUACUGUUUACCCUCAGCUUUACCAUCACCAACCUGCCCUACACAGACGACAUGCAGUCCUCAGGCUCCUGGAAGUUCAACACCAUGGAGGAGGAGCUGCAGGGCCUGCUUGGCCCCCUCUUCAAGACCACCAGCAUCGGCCCCCUGUACUUGGGCUGCAGACUCACCUUGCUCAGGCCCAGGAAGGAUGGGACAGCCACUGAAGUGGGUGCUGUCUGCACCUACCGCCCUGACCGCAGGAGCCCCAAACUGGACAGAGAGCGGCUAUACUGGGAGUUGAGCCAACUGACCCAGGGUGUUACUCGGCUGGGCAACUACACCCUGGACCAGGACAGCCUCUAUGUCAACGGUUAUACUCACCGGAGCACAGCAUCCAGCCCCAGUGCGCCGGGACCACCCUUGGUCCCAUUCACUCUCAACGUCACCAUCACCAACCUGAAGUAUGUGGACGGCAUGCAGCCUGCAGGCUCCUGGGAGUUCAACAUCACCGAGAAGGCCCUGCAGCGCCUGUUUGGUCCUCUGUUCAAGAUCACCAGCAUCGGUCAUCUGUACUCAGGCUUCAGACUAAUCAUGCUCAGGCCCAGGAAGAAUGGGACAGCCACUGAAGUGGGCGCUGUCUGUACCUACCGCCCUGACCGCAUGGGCCCCAAACUGGACAGAGAGCGGCUAUACUGGGAGUUGAGCCAACUGACCCAGGGCGUCACUCGGCUGGGCAACUACACCCUGGACCAGGACAGCCUCUACGUCAACGGUUACACCCACAAGACUGCUGCAUCCAUACCCACAGCCCCAGGGCCACCCCUAGUGCCGUUCACCCUCAACUUCACCAUCAUCAACCUGCCUUAUGCAGAGGGCAUGCAGCCUCCUGGCUCCCGGAUGUUCCAAAGAGCAGAGAAACUCCUGCAGCGGCUGCUCGGACCCCUGUUCAGGAACACCAGUGUUGGUCCCCUGUACCAUAGCUGCAGGCUGGUCUUACUCAGGCCCAGGAAAGAUGCAGCAGCCACAGAGGUGGGCGCUGUCUGCACCUACCACCAUGAACCAACAGGCCCCACGCUGAACAGAGAACAGCUGUACUGGGAGCUGAGCCAGCUGACCCAGGGUGUCACCCAGCUGGGCAACUACACCCUGGACCAGGACAGCCUCUACGUCAACGGUUAUACUUGUCAGAAAACAACCAUUGCCACCACCCAUGCCACCCAACCACCUCCGGUAGCAUCCUUCACUCUCAGCUUCACCGUCACCAACCUGCCCUACACGGAGGCCAUGCAGCCUCCAGGUUCCUGGAAGUUCAACACCACAGAGAGACUCCUACAGCACCAGCUUGACCCCCUGCUAAAAAACACCAGCAUCCUCAGUGCCCUGUACUCUGGCUGUAGACUGAAUAUGCUCAGGCCCGGGAAGGAUGGGACUGCCACCGUGGUAGACACCAUCUGCACCUACCGAGUCCACUCUACGGACCCUGGGCUGGACAGAGAGCGGCUGUACUGGGAGCUGGAGCGGCUGACCCAUGGCAUCACCCAGCUGGGACCCUACACCCUGGAUCCAGACAGCUUAAGCAUCAGUGGCUAUACCCGUCCAGCCUCCGCCACGACCCCCGAGACAGCUGGGACCACAAUGACUGCCAUGUCCUCGCCAGCAUCACCUGUGGCUCCAUCGCCUCCAGCCCCGCCCACAGCCACCGCUCUAAGCCCGCUCCCCUUCAGCCUGAACUUCAGCAUCACCAACAUGCGCUACACACAGGAGAUGGGGCACCCAGGUUCUUCAGGGUUCAACGCCACCAAGAGGAUCCUACAGCACCGGCUCAACAUCUUAUUCAAUAAAACCAGCGUUGGCACCUCCUACACUGGCUGCAACUUGGCAACACUCAGCCUGGAGAAGGGAGGAGCAGCCACGGGUGUGAACUUCAUCUGCACCUUCCGCUCUGAGCCCACGCACCCUGGGCUGAGCAGAGAGCAGCUAUACUGGGAGCUGAGCCGGGAGACCUACGGCAUCACCCAGCUGGGCCCCUUCGCCCUGGACAGGGACAGCCUCUAUGUCAACGAUUAUACCUAUGGCACUAUGGCCCUGACUACCCCCACUGGGGCUAUGAACGAGGUGCCCUUCACACUGAAUUUCACCAUCAACAACCUGCGCUACUCAGCCAUCAUGGGCCGGCCUGGCUCCCUGAAGUUCAACAUCACGGACAGCCUCUUGCAGCACCUGCUCACCCCCCUGUUCCAGAGGAGCAGCCUGGGUGCCCGGUAUACUGGCUGCAGGGUCAUGGCUCUAAGGUCUGUGAAGAACCUCGCUCAGACACAGGUGGACUUUCUCUGUGCCUACCGGCUGCCCCCUGGUAGCCCAGGGCUGUCUGCUGGGCGGGUGUUUCAUGAGCUGAGCUGGCAGACCCAUGGCAUCACGCAGCUGGGCCCCUACACCUUGGACAAAGACAGCCUGUACCUGGAUGGUUACAAUGAGCGUGGCCCAGAGGAGCCUCCUACAACUCCUGAGCUGGCUACCCCGUUACCGACUUCUUUACCCACAUCUGUGCGACCAGAAGCCACCACAGUCAUAGGACACAACCUGAAGACCCUCACACUCAACUUCACCAUCUCCAACCUCCCCUAUUCACCAGACAUGGGCCAUGGGUCAGCCACGUUCAAUUCCACUGAGCAGAACCUGCAGUACCUGCUUGGAUCCUUGUUCCGGAACAGCAGCUUGGGCCCCUGCUACUCUGGUUGCAGCCUGAUGUCCCUCAGGCCUGAGAAGGACAGCGUGGGCACCAGUGUGGAAGUCACCUGCAGCUACCGCCCUGCUCCCGUGGGCUUAGGACUGGAUGUGCGGCAGCUAUAUACAGAGCUGAGCCAGCUGACCCAGGGCGUCACCCAACUGGGCCUCUACAGCCUCUUCAAAGACAGCCUCUUUGUCAAUGGCUAUGCACCCCCAAACGUGGCACCCAUCCGGAGCGAGUACCAGCUCGAUUUCCACAUCACCAACUGGAGACUUAGCGAUGCUGACCCCAGCUCUGCGGAGUACCUGGCCCUGCUGACGGAUAUCCGGGACAAGGUUACCGCAGUCUACACAGGGAGUCAACUCCGAGACGUCUUCCACUCGUGCGUGGUCACCAACUUGACGUCGGGCUCAGUGUUGGUCACUAUGAAGCUGUUCUUCUCAUCCUCCAAUCUGAGCCCCAAGCUGGUAAAGCAAGUUUUUCUAGAAAAGACCCUGAAUGCCUCAUCCUGCUGGCUGGGUGCCACAUACCAGCUGACGGACCUGCAUGUGACAGAAGUGCAGCCAACAGUUCAUCUCCCGACAGAAAAACCAACAAGCAGUCCUGGUUUCCAGGAAUUCCAGCUGAAUUUCACCAUCACCAACCUGUUGUAUUCCCAAGACAUAUCCCAGGAAGGCAGUGCCAAACACCAGCGGAGCAAAAGGAGUGUUGAGAACGCGCUCAACCAGCUCUUCCGGGACAGCAGCAUCAAGAGUUACUUUUCUGAAUGCCACGUUGUGGCAUUUCGAUCCAUCUUCAACAGCAACCACACCAAGGUAGAUUCCCUGUGUGGCUUCUCGUUUUUGGGUCGGAUGUUGACCAAAGUCACCGUCUAUGAGGAGUUCUUGCGGAUGACCCAGAAUGGCACCCGACUGCAGAACUUUACUCUGGACAGACAUAGCGUCCUUGUGGACGGAUAUCCUCCAAGCAGAAAUGAUGCUGUGACUAGGAAUUCUGGCCUUCCCUUCUGGGCAGUCAUCCUCAUCUGUUUGGCUGGACUCCUGGGACUCAUUACGUGCCUGAUCUGCUGCUUUCUGGUGACCACCUGCCAGCGGAGGAAGGAGGCCGACUACGAGGUCCAGCGUCGCCGCCCUCUGAGCUACUACCUGCCGCACUUGGACUUCAGGAAACUGCAAUGAAUCCCCAAUGCCUGAGGGCCCUGAGAGCCCAGGUCCUGGAGCGGUUUGGCUGGGGGCAGAAAUAAACCACAUUGGUUGGACACA